UUGAAUGACUCUCUAGUUGCAGAUGAGUUCGUUGCUCGAUCGAUUCCGAAAGAAGCUCAUAAACUGAGAGGAAAAGCUCUUGUGGAUUAUGUAAACAAACAACAGCCGUUUUUCAAGGCAGAAUACUCGCCACUCUUCGAGUUACGCAUGAGAAGUUUGAUGAAAACUGAAUUUCUCCAGAAACCUCGUAGUUUCAAAAUCAAGGCAAGAACGAAUAAAUCAGUCAUCAAUGCCAACAUUCCUGAAAGCUUUGACGCAAGAGACAAAUGGAAGAACUGUCCCUCCAUAGGAUAUAUUCGCGACCAAUCAAAUUGCGGUACGGGUCCACUACAACAGACUCAAACCAGUGUGUCCCGUAAGAUGGAAAUUGUGAAGAAAUUGCAAGGAAUGUUGAAAAGUGUCUUUAUAGGCUCAUGCUGGGCUGUGUCAGCGGCGGAAACCAUGUCCGAUCGCAUUUGUAUACAAUCAAGGGGUAGAGUAAAGGGCGUCUGUAAGCCGUAUCCCUUCCAUCCGUGUGGACAUCACUUGAAUCAAACAUUCUAUGGCUUCUGUCCGAAAGACAGAUUAUACCGUACACCAACGUGCAAACAGUACUGUCAGUAUGGAUAUGGAAAACGUUACAAAAAUGAUAAGAUUUAUGCUAAAUCGGCAGAUUUUGUUGAUGGAGGUGAGGUAGCUAUUCAAGAGGAAAUCAUCAGAAAUGGACCAGUUCAAGCGGGCUUCAUUGUAUAUGAAGACUUCUCCCAUUACAAAAAUGGGAUAUAUGUGGUAAGAUCAAGAUUCCACAUACAACUUAUAAGUGAAAAUGAUCCAAUCUAA
Haemonchus placei is the source of this 819-nucleotide messenger RNA. NCBI's taxonomy places the organism in Eukaryota, Metazoa, Nematoda, Chromadorea, Rhabditida, Trichostrongylidae. The record is from the annotation of a GenBank genome assembly.